AUGAUUUCAAUAACAUCUUCAAAUAUAAUUAUUACUUUAGGUCUAUUUAACUAGAUAUUAUCUUAAAGCAGUUCAAUUUUUGAUAUUAAAACAUAAGGUCAAGGAGUUGUUUAAUUUGAUUCACUCUCUAUAAACCAAGCGGAAAUUGAUCUUUUAUCAUAAACUGAAACAUAAGGCUCUAUUAGUAUUUUUUCAAAGAAUAGCUUAUUAAAUUUGAAAAUUCGUAAUGUUAUAUUUAAAAAUGUCUUUAAUAGAUUAAGUUCUUCAAUAAUGUUCAUCAUUCCAUCCCAAAAAUAUAAUAAUAUUGAUAUUCAAAAUGUGAUAUUAGAAAAUUGCUUAUCAUUAAUUAAUUAAUUUAUGAAAAUUGAAUUCUCUUAAUAGAAGUUGGAUUAAAAUUUAGUAUCAAUCUAAAAUUUAUCUAUUUAUUAAUCUUAAAUUGAUUGGUUAAAAUAUUUCAAUAAAAUUGAUCCAAUUAGUUUAAGUGAAAUAAAUAAAGUUCUUAUAGACAAUGCAAUCAUAAAUUUAAAUGAAUGCUAGUUAAUUAUUAAAGGACUCCUUUGUGAAGGAGCAUUUAUAUCACCUAUCUUAAAAAUUUAAGAUUCAUAAAAAAUACAAAUUUAAAAUUGCAAAAUAAAUUCAGCUUAAACUUUUUAUUCAUUUAAUAUAUUUUAGUUUAUUUAAACUAAAAUCUAAAAAUCUACUAUUUUUCUAGAAGCAAUUUCAAUUAGUAAUACGACAUUAUUGAAAAAAAAUAAUGAUUAGAUAAUUGCUGAAAAAGAAUUUGAGAACAAAUAUACUGCUGAUAAAUGUACUAUAUAGAAAAGUACUACAAUAACUUAAAUUAUAUAAACUUUUUCCUUUUAAUCAGUUUUGGAAUAUUUAAAUGAAAAUUCAAUAUCAACUGGAUCUUUAAUAUCUAUAUCAAGUGUUUCAAAUGAAAAUGUUAUUCAUCUUAGAAACUUUUUUAUCAAUUAUAACAAUUAUUCAGAAAAACUUAAUGGAUUAAUUUAUUUUGAUUUAUAAGAAUUUUAAGAAUUAAGACUUACAGAAUUUAAUUUUAUUUCAAAUAACAUAAAUCAAUUUGGUUGUAUCAAAUUCGUUGCAAAAAAAAACUUAGAAAAAAAAAUUAGAUUAAUAAAUUCUAAAUUUUUAUUUAAUAAUGGCACAUUUGGUUCAGCAAUAUAUGGUAAAAAUGUGAUAAUAGACAUUUAAAAUAGUUAAUUUAUUGAAAACAUUGCAUAAUAAUAAGGUGGUGCCAUAUAUAUGGAGAAUUGCAGUAACAAUUUUAGAAUUAUUAAUUCAUAUAUAUUAAGGAAUAAAGCUUAACAAGGAGGUGGAAUAUAUUUUAAUGGAAAUAAUUAAAUUAAUAAAAAUAAUGUUAUAAAUUCAUUAAUUUUAUUAAAUUCUGCUGAAAAAUUAACAGAUAAUAUUGUAGAAAUGCCACAUCAUUUAGCCUUAUCAAUAAAUUAAUAUGAGAUGGUUUCUACUUAAGAAAUAUUUGAAAACUUGACUACAAAUAAUUUAACAUUGCAUAAUUAUAAAGUAAUAGAGUAAGGUUUAUUAAUAAAUACAAAUUAUCUUUAUUUACCUAGUAAUCAAGUGAUUUCUAACUUUAAAUUGUUUAAUCCAAAAAGUUAAGGAUUUUUGUAAUAUAUUUUUGAUUUCUCUUUGUUCUUCCAAAAUAGUAUUAAUGAAAAAGUUUCUAAUUUUAUUAAUUUUACUUGUAAUUUAUAAUUAUUUACUCAAAUACAAAGUAAUCAAUCAAUUGAAAAUAUUCAACCUAUUUAGAUUUUAUCAUAUAAUUAAGAAAAAAAUAUAUUUAAUUUGGAAUAACUUACUUUCACAUUUGACCCAUAUUAAAAUAAAGAUAAUUAUCUAUUAGUAUAAAUAAAUUGUUCAACAUAAUUAAAUUAGAAAUAAUUUAGAUAUAUAUUUACAGCAAAAACUCUUAAAUGUUAAUUAGGAGAAUUUUAUGUUAAUAAUGGCUGUUAAAUGUGUUAACAAAAUCAAGGUUUUUAUUCUGUUACUUAUAAUGCAACUAAAUGUUCUAUAUUUGAUAAGACAAAGUUUUUAAACAUAACUUCAAAUAAAAUUUAAUUACUAGAAGGAUUUUGGAGACCAGAUGAUUUGUCUGAUUAUACUGAACUAUGUUUUAAAUAAUAAACAUAUUGCAAAGGAGGAUGGGAAGUAGGAAAUAAUUUAUGUCUUAAAGGACAUAUUGGUGGAUUGUGCGAAGAGUGUGAUAAUUAUAACAUUAGAGGGGAAGGGUAAUUCUUUAAAGACUUUGAAAAUCAAACUUGCCAACUAUGUUAAAAAAGUUCAAAAAGCAUACUUUUAUUUAUACUUGCUUCAUUUUGGUAAUAGUCUUAUAAAUAGUUAGGUCUAUCAUUUAAAUUCUUUUAACAUUAAAAAGUAUUGAUAAAUCAAAUCAAUUAUUUUAUUCAUUAAAAUUAGGGAGAAAAGUUAGCAAAAUUCUCUUUAAGUUGAAUUAAGGUAUUUAUUUUAUUUCAUAAUAGACCAUUAAAGUAUUUAAAUAAAAAUGUUUUUAAAUUUUCUUUGGAUAUUUUCUUUGAUUUUUUCUUUUAAUAUUUAAUUUUCAUUUUCUUUUGGAUUUGUUGAUCAAAUUAGCAAUCCAACUAAUUUUAUGGCUACAAGUUUAGACUGUUAUCUAUUAGAUAUAUAAUAAAUUUAACUAAAUUAUUCUAGAAUUAUAGCAACACUAUUACUAAUUCUAUUACAAAUGAUUACCAUUUUUAUUGGGUCUCAAAUUCUAGCUCUAGCAACUAAGACUAAAAAUUUUAAUAGUGUUUUAUCAAAUACUGGGCUUUAUCUUUAUGUAUCGAAUUUUGCAGCGCUGAUAAAACAGUAAAAUAAAUAAAAUAUUUAGAUUUUCUUCAUUGUUGGCAAGAAGAUAAAUAUCAAAUAUUGAUUAUAUUCAAGGUAAUGUAUCCCUUUUGUUUGAUACUUAAUCACAUUAUUCAUGGAUAUAUAGAUUUAUACUACCAGGAUUAGGAUUUGUUGGAUGUUUUAUACCUACAUUUUUAUUUGCUCUAAUGUUUGUUAUGAGAAAAAAACUUGAUGUGAUUAAAUUUAGAAAACAUAUAUGUUAUAUGUUUAAUGAAUAUGCUGAACACUGUUAUUAUUGGGAAUUUAUAAAAAUAUGGAAAAAGACUAUACUAAUCAUAAUUCUAACCUAUUUUGAAACUAAUAUACUAUUAAAAGCAUCUUUGCUUGGACUAAGUUUGUUGGUUUAUCAAUUAUUUACUGUUAAAAUCAAGCCAUUUAUAAAUUAAAACCUAAAUUCUCUUGACUUAGAAACUGGAUAAUUUUGCUCUAUUGCAAUAUUUUUGGCAGCCACAAUAUAUGUUUGUGAAUAAACAGCAAAUUAAAUUUAUUCAUAUUUUCUGUAAUCUAUUAUAAUCCUGUUGUUUAUAAAACUUUGUUAUCCAUUUAUUAAUUAGAUUAUAAGCUUAAACUAUAAAAUGUAGAAAAUUAAUUUUCUUACUCUUUUAUUAAAAAUUAGUAAAAUACUAAAAAGUGAUUCCAAAUUUGUUUAAAAUUUAAAUUAAAAACUGAUUGAUAUAAAUUAGAAAUAAUAAAAGUUGAAAUUGAACAUUCAAAAAUUGAAAUAACAUCUAUUCUCUGUUUCAAAAAAUAUUAAUGAAAAUUAAAAGUAUUUAUAUUCUAAUUUUUUAGAUUAUUAUAGUCCAAUUAAUAAAAUAAAUCAACAUUUAGGAUCCUAACUUCUAGAGAAACUGAAGUAAUAAAAUUCAUGAAAACAGAUUAAGAAUGA
This is a messenger RNA of Paramecium primaurelia, 3793 nucleotides long. The record is from the annotation of a GenBank genome assembly. Lineage: Eukaryota; Ciliophora; Oligohymenophorea; Peniculida; Parameciidae.